Cyphellophora europaea CBS 101466 is the source of this 417-nucleotide messenger RNA. RefSeq lists its product as uncharacterized. NCBI's taxonomy places the organism in Eukaryota, Fungi, Ascomycota, Eurotiomycetes, Chaetothyriales, Cyphellophoraceae. The coding region runs from base 1 to 417 and encodes 138 amino acids. The record is from RefSeq and is a predicted model, not a curated record. The transcript has 2 exons. Gene Ontology annotation, molecular function: carbon-sulfur lyase activity.
AUGACGUCUGGACGAUGCAUGUGUGGUGAGCUGCGAUACGAGUAUCAGGGCGAACCACUUCAGAAGGCGCUCUGCCAUUGUCUCACUUGCCGACGACUGAGUGGAAGCACAUACACCACGAAUAUUCUGGUCCCUGAAAAAGCAUACAAGGUCACCGUAGGCUCGCCGAAGACAUAUUCGACGAAGCAAGACAGUGGAAUGAUGCUCACCUACUCUUUCUGUGCAACCUGUGGUUGUACCAUCUCGAAGAUCGGUGAUGCGGAGGACUUCAAAGGCAUUGUGAUCGUUCAGGCGGGCUCGCUCGACGACGACGCUGUAUUCAAAGCGACAGACCCGCAAGCAGAACUCUGGGUCAGUCGUCGAGUUCCUUGGCUCUCGGCAAUGGAAGGGAGGGCCCAAAUGGCCGAGUUUCACUGA